Messenger RNA from Micromonas commoda, 294 nucleotides. RefSeq lists its product with no specific name. The record is from RefSeq and is a predicted model, not a curated record. Gene Ontology annotation, molecular function: RNA polymerase II C-terminal domain binding; mRNA (2'-O-methyladenosine-N6-)-methyltransferase activity. The annotation marks the transcript as partial. NCBI's taxonomy places the organism in Eukaryota, Viridiplantae, Chlorophyta, Mamiellophyceae, Mamiellales, Mamiellaceae. The transcript has a single exon.
AUGCAGGCGUCCAUCCCACCGUCGAUGCACGACGCCCUCCGCGCGCACUUCGGCGUGAGUCUCGAGCUGUGCGCGUCGCCGCUCAACGCUCGGUAUCGACGAUUCUGUUCCGCGUAUCUCGACGUCGACGAGGUUUUCGGAUCGUUCGGCGAUUGCCUCAAGUUUGAACCCGACGCGGGUUCGUUCGAGGUUAACCCGCCGUUCGACCCGGUGUUCAUGGGCGCCGUCUGCGGGCACAUGGAGCGUCUGCUGGCGAACGCGUCCGGGGCGAUGUCGUUCGCGGUGAUUGUCCCG